Paramecium pentaurelia is the source of this 723-nucleotide messenger RNA. NCBI's taxonomy places the organism in Eukaryota, Ciliophora, Oligohymenophorea, Peniculida, Parameciidae. The record is from the annotation of a GenBank genome assembly.
AUGUUUAAAUUAAUUCAAAGAGCAUGCUUCAGAUAUGCAGUUGCUGGUAGCAAGGCUGAAGCUGAAAUAACAUCAGUACCAGGUAUAGAGUAUUGAAAGGUCUAGGACAUAAGCCACCCUCUUUCGAAGAUACUGUAUAAGGUAAAUAUGCUGGUGUGCUUUUCUCAACUGCAUCUUAAAGGGAAGCUCUUCAUUUGGUGCUUUAGGAUAUGAAAUACUUCAAAGAAUUAGCUGAAAAGAGUCCAGUAUUUGCAGGCUUCCUAUUAAACUCUGCAUAUAAAAGAAAUCAAUAAAGAAAUGUAUUAUAAACAUUAACAAAAGUAAAGAGAUUUUGAUAUAAGUGUAGGAAGGAUUUCAUGAGGUCACAAUAAAUUUAUUAAAUACUAUGAUUGAUAGUCAAAGAAUUUCAUAUUUAACUAAAACAGCUGAGAAAUAUAUUGAAUAUUAUAGAAUCUUUAACAAAGAAGAAAAUAUUACAAUAAUAUCAGCAGAAACAUUAUCUGAAGAAUAAAGGUAUAACAAUAUAGAAAAAUGAUUUAGAUCCCAAGUUGUUGGAGCCUUAAAGGAAUCUAACCCUAAUGUUUAAUUCUCUGUAUAAUAUAAAGUUGACCCAUCAAUUUUGGGAGGUUUAUAAAUGUAUUCUGGCAACAAAUUCUUGGAUUGCUCAUUGUUGUCAAGAGUUAAUAGAUUGAGAUCAGAGUUGUUGAAGUUGAGCAUUUGAUU